AUGACGGGACACGCCGAGGUGAUUCAGAUUAGAUUCGAUCCGACGGUUAUCUCUUACGAGGAAUUGUUGGAAGUUCUUUGGCACACGCACGAUGCGACAACGUUAAAUCAACAGGGGGCUGAUGUCGGCACUCAGUACCGUUCGGUAAUUUUCUAUCACACAGAAGAACAACGGCAAAUCGCCGAACAAUCUAAAACAGAGAUGGAUAAAUCCGAUAUGUGGGACGAUCCGAUUGUCACAGAGAUCACGCCAAUUGACACCUUCUAUCCUGCCGAAGAUUAUCACCAAAACUAUUUUCUAUUGAAUUCAAGGCAGCCAUAUUGCCAAUUUGUAAUCCAUCCGAAGAUGCGAAAAUUCACAAAGGAUUUUAAGGAAAAACUCAAAAAUGAGCAGUAA
Messenger RNA from Geodia barretti, 396 nucleotides. The record is from the annotation of a GenBank genome assembly. NCBI's taxonomy places the organism in Eukaryota, Metazoa, Porifera, Demospongiae, Tetractinellida, Geodiidae.